AUGCUAUGAAUAGAUGGAUCAUCACUUUGCAAGUACAAUUCAAAAUUAUUAUUGACUCUUUUUUUCAGUAAAACAUAUAUUAUGGGCUGUUCAGCGUCUUCUAAUACCAGCACAAGCAGUAGUUACCACAAUUAUGGUCUCGAGUACCACGACAAAAAUGUCAACGGCAGCCCAGGCUUACGGCUCAUGGCGAGCAAGCUACAUUUCAAGCUCGAGCAAUUGGAAAAACUCAAUCAUUACUUCAGCGAGAUCGCCAAAUCUGAUUAUUUACCAGGUCCUCCAGACGUCAUUUCUGCGGAAGCCACAGUCGAACGUUUAGUGCAACGUCUUGUAGCUGGUGUAGGCAAUAUCGAUCGCAGAUUUUCUUCAGCUUUUCUCGUUUCACUUAACGAUCCACGAAAAAUCAAGCAACUGAAAUUCGAGUAUCUCUUUCGACUGGACGCCCUGUCGUCGCCGUCGACGUCGCUGGCGAAUUCCAUCGACGAGGUGUCGCUGUUUCUCGAGGAAGACACGGGACUGGCGGGCUUCGCGAGAUUGAGAUUGCGCAGCGGUACCGGCGGACCCUGGACCGAAUUCAUCGGCACCGAUGGUCGACUCAGGCGCGAUCUCAUAAAAGCUCGAGUCGCUGCUCUCCUGGCAGUCGCGUCGAAACAUGGCGCAGCCAACGGGAUCGACGAAAAUCUAUGCAUCACUCCUGGUCAAGUGGUCGAUGCCAACGUCCUCGACAAAAUUUUAAAGCAACCUCAGCACUGCCGAAUAUUUUAUGGACCAGAAUCGAGUCUACCCGAAAUGAGCGAGCAUCGCGUGGUCAUAGUGGAAGACGAGAGCUGCAUCGUGAUCAAGAUCGGCCUGACCGACCCGAGGAGCCAGCAGUCGAUGGACGUUCGAGUGCGUCUUCUGAUCGGCGUAGGCGUCGACUCGUGGCCAGUUUGCGCCGAUUAUCCUCGUCGCGUGCCGCUGCAUCACUGCGACGCCUUGCUGCACUACGAGGCUGCCCAAAGCGGCAUGUACGUGGUCGCCGAGGCACCGCAGCAAACUCUUAGAUGCGAGGACCGCUCGAGCUUGUGGCGAGUCAGGCUACCCGCAGCCGAAACGAUUCUGCGAGGACAUUAUUCGGAUGAGAGCGUACCUGCCUUAACCGAGGCCGCCCUGAUGAGAGUUCUGGAACAGCUCAGGGGCGAGCGCCAUAUCGAUUUUUCGAUACGCUGCAAGGGCUCGUUGCGAUUGGUGUCGCGUCACAUCCUGAGGACCAUCGAAUUGUGGUCACUGGAGCGCAUGGAACCGGAUCUUUUGAGAAAUUGGGCACCCGACACUCUUUCUUAUCACGUUCUUUGGUCUCUGGACGAGCUGCUUCGCAGCCUCAAGUGCCAGAAUUUGAGGUGCUACUUUCAACCUCGCUGCAAUCUAAUGCUUCAAUGUACUCGAGGUGGAAAAUUAUUCUCCGACGAGUCUUACUCCCAGGAGGCACGCAUAAUCGAGUCGUAUCUGCGGGCGGUGCAUCUGUACUCGACUGAGUGGCUGUCCCUGCAGCCGGAGCGCUGCCUGUCGACGAGCGAGCUGCUCGAGCAGUCGCUGCUGGUGCGCUGGCGUCGAGUCGUCGCCACCCUGCCGCGAUCCAGCUCCGACGCGCAACAGCGCCGCGGAACAACGGCUGCCGGCUGGGAGGAGGCCUACGGGACUCGUCAAUUGCAGUAUCUCGGCUGCGUCAUCGACCAGGUGCUGCUGGCUAGAAAUUGCACCCUCUUGCAGAAAAAUAGCCCCGAGCGCUACGAGGCCAUGUUCGACAACGAGUGGCUGGACGUGUCGGAGAGCACCGAGAACCUGAUCUACGUGCUGCGUCUGGUGCUGAGACAGGCGAAGGAUCAGAUGCUGAUCGCUACUGCGGGGGCGACUGCCAAGCGCAACAAGAAACGACGUCGACGCCGUCUCGUCGUGCUGCAGCGUAACAAGCGCGCCGUGCCCCCAACGAAAGCCGAGCGAACGGCGAGCUGCGCCAAAGCUUAUUUCGAGAAAGCCUGCGAUAUGCUCGUCGAUGUCGUGAGGAAAGAUCGCGACACGGCGUACCUGGAUUUGGAUGAUCCAACUAUCAUGGCUAAGGCUUUGCUCAAGUGGCUGUAUUUCGGCAUGAAUCAGGACAAAAAAGUGCUCGCCCCGAUGCUGCGCUCGCAUCUGAACAAUCUGUACCACGCCACGCUGGAGCUGUGCUGGCAUCUGGAAUGCUGGCACAAGCGACGAGAGGCGUACAAUUCGGAAAUGCGCUCCCUCGGCGCCUACUGCAAACUGGUCAGCUCGAGGGAGAUGUUGCCCGCUAAUGGAAUCGUUGAUGCGCUCUCCAAGGGCUGGCAGUGGGCCGACAGCGUGGCCCGGAUGAUCGAGCGCUCGGUCAAACAAGGAGCUCGCUUGCGACUGAUUUUUGUUACACCCGAGCGUGUUCUGAGGUAUCAUAUGAAAUUUGCCAAUGAUCAAGAACCUAAUUCAUAUGAAAUGUGGUGUAAAGCCAGAAACAUCGGGAAUGUUGUAAGGCGUUCCAGUAUGGCUAGAACGACUCUUUUGACAGCCACGGAUACUCUUCCCGGGCUCGAAAGUCCGUUACAUCAAAAUUAUCAUAUCAAAGAAUCAGAAGCUACGGAUCACAUAGCCUUGAGAGAUUACAGUCCUUUGACGCUGCUCGUGCAGUCCACGUCGAGACGUCGCGGUCGUCAAAGGGGCCCGGGCGGCUUCGUUCCAGCUUUGGUGAGCCUCAACAAGUUCCGGGUGCUGCAAGAGGUAGCUCAAGUACUGCCGCCGGCGGAGCGCACCAAAUUGUUGGACCUGACGCAGAGAGCCAAACGCGAAUCGGCGCGACGUCUGCGACGCGCCAGUUGUCCCGAUCCGGCUCGAGAGACGGGCCAGAAUCGACAGUUGUACACGCCGAGAUCCGAAACAAACUUGCUCGACGAGAAAACUACAACGACGAUCGAUGAUUAUUCACCUGGAAAGAAUCAGCGGCGCAUCGUGCUGGAACGCCAAUUACAGCUGCAUCAGGAGAUUUCGGAAAUUCGCGAUACCUUGACGAGGGGCUUGCGCAGCAGAAGCCAGCUACCCUCGGUUUGGAACGAUCCGACCGCCACGAUGUCUUCCUGGGGCUCGAGGGCAGGUACGCUCGGUCCGACAACGCGAUCAAAGAAACAUCGCGCUCCCGUCUGGAAUCCCGCUCGAGGCACGUCACCGUUGUGGAACAGCGUCAGUUGCAGCAGUACCUUUACAAAGAUGCAGCAGCAGCAGCAGGAUCCCAGCAGGUCAGACGAGUCAACUUUUAAAGUAUCCGAUAGAUCUUCCAACGAUAAUUGGUAUAGCGGUGGCAGCGCCAUUAUGAAAAUGAAAAAUGACGAUGCAACUCCGGAACAAUUGCCCUCGUGGGAAGUUCUCGAGCGAGUUUUGAACGAAAAGUUCAACACUUACGAGUACCACAAAUCUACCGGCGCGGGUGGUGGUGUCUUGCCGCCGCCGUUCGACGACGCCAAAGAUACGAGCUUGGAUUACGUCCUGAUUAGCAACGACACAAAGGAGAGCUCGAGAAAACAAUUUUCGUAACUUAUUAUUAUUACUAAACAAAAAAGUAACAAUGAUUAUGCACGCGUAUACAUGUAUAACAAAACUAUUCAUCAUCGUGAAAACACAUUAGGAAGAUCUCUGUUAGAAAAUGAUUUUAAUCACG
This is a messenger RNA of Trichogramma pretiosum, 3697 nucleotides long. RefSeq lists its product as uncharacterized. Bases 82 to 3573 code for a protein of 1163 amino acids. The record is from RefSeq and is a predicted model, not a curated record. Lineage: Eukaryota; Metazoa; Arthropoda; Insecta; Hymenoptera; Trichogrammatidae. The transcript is spliced from 15 exons.